This is a messenger RNA of Leptosia nina, 2040 nucleotides long. NCBI's taxonomy places the organism in Eukaryota, Metazoa, Arthropoda, Insecta, Lepidoptera, Pieridae. The record is from the annotation of a GenBank genome assembly.
AUGCUCUUCUUGAAGGUGUGGUGGGCACUCAAUCCACGUUAUCUCUGCGUCACUUUCAGCAAAGUAUACGCUCCGAUAACGCCAAUUAUCUUAUCAGUCCAUUUCGAUUACAACUUUGCUGCAGAUGUAUCCUGUGAAAAAAUGCGCGCGCUCGUACAUUUGGCGUUUGUGUUUUUAAUUUAUCACGCGAGUGCCCAAGAAUCCGAAGUGAAGUUGAUAAAGCUAUGUACACACUGCACGUGUAGUGAAAUCCCCGAUGUGGACGGAACCCAUCUAGUGCUCAAUAUACUGUGCUCGGAACUGGACAAGGUGGAUGACCUUGCCGAUUUGGAUAAAAUACAAUGGCCGGAUAAUCCCAACGGACUGAAGAUAUCAGCUACGUUCGAAGGAUUGGGACUGACUACACUCGGGAAGUUGCCUCCAAAUUCUCAAGUGGAAACCUUACGCUUCAGCAAUAAUGCGAUUUCAACAUAUUGGCCUGAUCCUUUUAGUGAUGUACCCAACCUAAAGAUUCUCUCGUUCACACAGAACGACCUUGCCGAGCUAACACCAGAUCUCUUCACAAAUGUGAAAGUGGUAGAGGACCUGGACUUAUCCUACAAUAAACUUACCCAUAUAAGUCCGUUGGACUUCAAACAUAUCCAAAGAGUCAAAAAAUUAAAUUUGCAAAGCAAUUCAUUGAAGAAGUUCCCUACCGAAGCUCUACAAUCGAUGAAUCUGCUAGAAGAUAUUGACUUGGGUAAAAAUGGGAUCGUAGAUGUCUUAUUGAGGAGAGCUAAUAAUAUCGGUUUGAAAGGAGUAAAGAGAUUGAACCUUAGUGGGAAUAAAAUAAGGUCGAUUGUGAAAGACUCUUUCCCGGAUAGUAACUAUAUUGAGCUGCUAGAUCUAUCCAACAACGUAAUAGAAGUAGUAGAGGAGGAGGCGUUUCUAACAUGCACGAGCCUACGAGAAUUGAAUCUUGCGCAGAACAACAUAACGUUUACUUUUGCGCUUCCCGCCUCUCUGCAAAUCGCCAUAUUGAGAAUAAACACUCUUUACCACUGGCCCAGGUUCCCAUCUAAUAUCACAUACAUUGAUUUGUCAUACAAUCGCCUUUCAGCUCUCUAUGAGGACCGUGAUGUUAAUUUUGAUAAUUUGGAGGUCCUCAACAUUGGAGGGAAUCAAAUAAAAGACUUCGACGUGCAAAGUAAGUUACCAAAACUCUUUAGCCUGGAUAUAUCCUACAAUAUCAUACCCGAAGUGCCUGCGUCUAUUAGCAGCCAAAUUUUCCCAAAUUUAGAGGAAUUGAGAUUAGAUGGCAACCCUAUUGAGAGUGUGUAUUUCAAAAAUAUCAUUUCAUUGAAGAAUUUAUAUAUGAACGAUAUGAAUAGGCUGUUUGUGGUGGAGGAUAAAGCGUUUAGUAACGUCAUCGGGCGACCUGGAGACGAAAUCGUGUAUGAGAAGACCUGUUUCUCUUUGUACCUAUCAAAUUGUGCCUCAUUACACGAAAUUCAAGAAGGUGCAUUUGAUGGAACUAACUUAUGCAUGCUCGACAUAAGCAAGAACAAUUUGACGAGGCUGUCCAGAACUCUUUUAGAGUGGCGAUCGCUCAACGAAGGUGCCAACCUUCAGUUCAAUCCAUGGCACUGUUCCUGUGAUAUGCAGUGGGUCUUAGAGGACUUACUACCGCAAAUGUAUAAGAGUAACUCUUUACUGCUUAGUGAAUUCAGAUGUGCCUCACCCAGGCCCUAUGAAGGUUUGCGGCUAGUGCAUUGGUACAAUUGGACGGAACAGGCCAUGUGCGCUGAUGUUUACGGUUCAGACAAUUAUCAAAUUGCGCCGUCGACGAUAAAAUCGUCUCAAAUUAGUUCCUUGACGUUAAUCCUCGCUGGAUGCAUCAUAGCAGCGCUGCUGAUAGCAACUGCGCUCUCCGUAUACCUCAUAAGAAACAGACGAAGACAUAGAGUGAGGCAGGCAGCUUUAAAACGAAAGCGACAAAGCGCUUUAGACGUCAGAGAAGCGAACGGACACGAACAAUUCUCAGCUUUAGAUAAAGUCUGA